Ipomoea nil (Japanese morning glory) is the source of this 1173-nucleotide messenger RNA. RefSeq names its product transcription repressor OFP8-like. The record is from RefSeq and is a predicted model, not a curated record. The coding region runs from base 72 to 881 and encodes 269 amino acids. The transcript has a single exon. Lineage: Eukaryota; Viridiplantae; Streptophyta; Magnoliopsida; Solanales; Convolvulaceae. Gene Ontology annotation, biological process: negative regulation of DNA-templated transcription.
CAAACGACACGUAACUAUACUACGUCCAAACCACACUUUCUUCUUCUUCUUCAAAGCUCCGAUCCCUCAAAAUGUUGUCUUCAAUGGAGAACCAUAUCAAACACAAGAUCACUCGAAUCUUUCGAUCCUCCUUCGGCUCAUGCAAGACCAAGAACAUCACCGACGUCAUUGACGACAAGCCUGUUUUUCAUCCUCAGAAUCCCCAGUUGUUCUCCGACCUUUUCCCUCCAAAACCUCGCCCUUUUCCUUCCAUUUGCCGCCCCAAACUCCCCGCCGCCGCAGAGGUUGAUCAUCGCAUUUUGUUCCCAAGAGCCAAAAUCUCCGACCAAAGCUCCCCUCUUUUCCCGCCGGCUAGCGCUGCCUCUCCCAGUAAGCACAAAAUAGCUCCCCGGAAGAAGAAGAAGAAGAAAACGACACGCGCCCACAUCAGACGGUUGGACUUCGACGACUUCCACGCUUUCGGAUACAAAGGUUUGUUCAGCAGCGACGAGGAAACGGAAGAUGAAGACGACGAAGACGACGAUAGGGCCACUCUUUUCUCGUCAGUGUCGUUCUCAUUCUCGUCCGACUCUUCCGAGACGUUCCGGCGGCGGAGGGCGGAGCGGAUCAGGCGGCGGCGACGGAGGGCGGCGCGGAAGAGAAGAGGCGCGGAGGAGGGGAUGAAGGACAGCUUGGCGGUGGUGAAGCGGUCUCGAGACCCGUGCGCAGAUUUCAGGGCAUCAAUGUUGGAGAUGAUAAUGGAGAAACAGAUAUUCGGAGCCAAGGAUUUGGAGAAGCUUUUGGACUGUUUUCUCUCUUUAAACUCACAUCAUCAUCAUGGGGUCAUCAUUCAGGUCUUCACUGAGAUUUGUGAAGCUUUGUUCUCUAAUUACUGCCCCUGAAAAAACCCAAAAAAAAAAAAAAAAAAAAAAAAAAAAAAAAAAAAAAAAAAAAAAACAAGAAAACAUAGCUUGUUUUCUUGUGCUUAUUAAUUAAUGUUGUUGUGAUGCUACUAGGUAUCAAGAAAAGAAAAAGGAAAAAAGAGUAGCAGUGUAGUCUUGACUUUUUUUCUUUUUCUUUUUGACCAUGUAUCUUCAUUAAUGUAUUGUAUCUUUAUCUCUUGUCUUCAACUAGACUGUAUCUAAGCAGCCAAGUAUUUACUUUAAUCCUAGAUUGCUCAUCAGUCAAAUUUCU